AUGGACGAAGCAGCAGCUUUGGUUCUGAUGCUGUCAGUAAUGGCAGUGCUGUUGGUUGGUGUGGAGAGCCAGCAGAGGGUGUGUUACUCCGGUCCCCCACCGGAACCUGAUUCUGAUAAUCCGGAUGACUGGAUGAAGCAAGUCAUGCCAGAGAUACGGAAGCGUUGCCCGGGAAGGAGGCAACCCACCCCAGCUGCAGAGUGUUCAAGUCCGCAACCCCUAGGUAUGGUUAACGGGACAAUCCGAGAUGAUCGCAUCACGGCGUCCAGUAGUUACUCCUGUUGCCCUGCCAGUGAUGGACGCCUCAACAAUAACAACGGAUGGGUAGCCUAUACUUUUGAGGAUGCCAAUCCCUGGAUCGAGGUGGACCUCGUUGAGCCGACAGUGGUGACUGGGGUCACCACACAGGGACUCUACGGUUACUAUGUGACUGCGUACAAGGUGGCGUACAAGAAGCAGCCCUCGUCUGAACGAGAACACGUGACAGAUGGAAACGGAAAAGUCAAGGUGUUCGUCGGUAACAUUGAUGGCAACAACCCGGUCACUAACCUGUUUGACGAGAGUGUGGCGGCCACGGUAGUGCGCAUUGAGCCUACUGAUUGGCAGCAUGAAGCUUCCUUGCGAUUGGAGCUGCUUGGAUGUCGCCGUGGUUAA
Patiria miniata (bat star) is the source of this 654-nucleotide messenger RNA. RefSeq names its product lactadherin-like. The record is from RefSeq and is a predicted model, not a curated record. NCBI's taxonomy places the organism in Eukaryota, Metazoa, Echinodermata, Asteroidea, Valvatida, Asterinidae. Bases 1 to 654 code for a protein of 217 amino acids. The transcript has 5 exons.